CGGGGCCGUGCGGUCCAGGCGCCGGUCUUCUCGCCUGGCGGGGGACUUAGGUGGCCUUGCGCCGGAUCGCGUCCCCAGUCUGGGGUUCCAGGUGUGGGGCUGAGUGCAGAUGUUGCCCGGCCCUCCCAGGCGUUUCUGAUGAAGAACAAUCAGUAGUAUAUGUUCCAGGGAUUUCUACAGAAGGAAAUAUCAGAUCAAGACACAAGUCGAUGAGUCCAAAAGCUAAUGUUAAACUUAAGACUUCCAAGGUGACUGCUGCUUCAAUCUCUAUGGAGUCUUUAAAGGGUGCAGGAGAUUUCGUAAAUGAACAGAAUUUCUGCAAGGGAGGAAUAAAGAGUGCAUCAUUAAAGGAUUUAUGUCUUGAAGACAAAAGACGCAUUGCAAAUUUAAUUAAAGAACUGGCCAGAGUAAGCGAGGAAAAGGAAGUGACCGAAGAACGACUCAAAGCUGAGCAGGAAUCAUUUGAGAAGAAGAUAAGGCAGUUGGAAGAACAGAAUGAACUGAUCAUCAAAGAGAGAGAAGCUCUUCAGCUGCAGUAUAGAGAAUGCCAAGAUCUUCUAAGCCUCUAUCAAAAAUAUCUAUCAGAACAGCAAGAGAAGCUCACCGUGUCUCUCUCAGUGCUUGAUGCUGCCAGAAUGCAGGAACAACAGGUACUCAAUAGGAAGAGCACUCUCCCGUCUUCAUCUGUGGAACUGGAUGGUUCCUACUUGAGUGUAGCCAAACCACAAACCUACUAUCAAACCAAGCAAAGGCCUAAAAACCUGGACUCAGCUUCGGAACCCCUUGUGGAGUUCAGAAAUAAUUCUUUGAAACCAUCAGCCCUUCAUUAUCCCAAAGAGGAUCCUGACAUGAUGCCAUCAGAAACCAGAACACGUGAUUAUGGAUCCCCAGGGAAAAAACUAGCAGAUGUAGUCCCUACAGAGAAAGUUCCUUCAGAGGCAUUGAAGAUGAAGGAAUGCCAGCACCUUCAGCCCACUCCGUGUAGACAGUGUUGUGCUGAUAGACUUCCUGAAAAUGCAGAUCAUGUUCCCGUUAGCCAUCCUACAGAUGUGGCCCCUCAAUAUUCCAAGACACACCCGGAAUCAUGCCAUUAUUGUGGGCGUUCCUGGGCACCUCUGAUGCAUGGCCAAGAGGCACUGCAGCCCAGUGAAACUGAUUUCAAAAAGCAGCUAUCAGAAGAUAGAAGGCAGCAACUUAUGCUUCAAAAAAUGGAGCUGGAAAUUGAAAAGGAGCGCCUUCAGCAUCUGCUGGCCAAGCAGGAGACAAAGCUUCUCCUAAAACAGCAGCAGCUUCAUCAGUCUCGCCUGGACUACAAUUGGUUAAGAACUCAAGCUGUGUUUAAUUCGAAAGAACUGAUUGCUGAUAACAAGCUUACUCAGCCCCGAGAACUCAACCUGGAUAUGAAUGGGAGUGACUCUGGACCAAGUUUGUUGAAGUCAGCAUGUGAUGGUUGGCUGCUGGGAACAUCAUCAUCCAUCAAAAAGCAUCCAGAGUCCAGUAACAGUGGAGAGACUAGAAGAGAGAAGAAAACAGUUGGGUUUCAGUCACCUAUGGAAGAUGAUGCCCUGUGGACAUGUCAGAAGACGGAUACAUAUCGACCCCAAAGAGGGACAAUGACAGGAGUUAGAAAGGAUGCGUCCACAUCUCCUAGAAAGGAUGCGUCCACAUCUCCUAUAACAACCGAAAACCAAAAGGAUCUUUUAAGCACAUCGUCAUUCCAACACGAAUCCUCCCGGUAUGAGACAUCUCUGUUGGAUUUAGUUCAAUCUUUGAGCCCAAAGUCUGCUGCUAAACCUCAGCCCCAUCCCUGCAGAGAAGCCGGGGCCUGGAAUCACAGCACUUGCCGACUCAGUUCUCUAAAAUCAACCCGGAAGAAGAUGGGGACAGGCAGGACCCCCGAUGACCUACAGGAGAAUCAAAUUUUGGAAGACAUCUUUUUCAUUUGACACCGAAGCAGUUGAUACAAAAUUUACAUAAGCACUUUGUAGGUUUCUUAAUAUACCGAUCUAGGAUUUUUAAUUUUUAA
Messenger RNA from Myotis daubentonii (Daubenton's bat), 2026 nucleotides. Its product is annotated as KIAA1328 ortholog. The transcript has 11 exons. The coding region runs from base 210 to 1946 and encodes 578 amino acids. The record is from RefSeq and is a predicted model, not a curated record. Lineage: Eukaryota; Metazoa; Chordata; Mammalia; Chiroptera; Vespertilionidae.